Molecule: messenger RNA, 536 nt
Organism: Saccoglossus kowalevskii
Lineage: Eukaryota; Metazoa; Hemichordata; Enteropneusta; Harrimaniidae
Product: roundabout homolog 2-like
Source: RefSeq, a predicted model, not a curated record
UUCCGCCAACCAUACAUACGUUCCCAUCAGACCAAACUGUGGCUGAAGGCACAAAUUCAGUAACAUUACAAUGUACAGCUACUGGCAAACCUACUACUAUUACAUAUGCAUGGAAGAAAGACAGUGCUAAUAUCAAUAUCAGUGGUAGAUAUAGUCUGAAUGGUGGAUCAUUGACUAUUAGUAAUAUUGUAAGAGAAGAUGAUGGUAUAUAUACAUGUUAUGCUAGUAAUGGUGUAGGACAACCACAUAGUGCAUCAGCCACAGUUACUGUACAUUUUCCAGCAACUAUCAAUACUUCACCGUCAGACAGAACAGUAACUGAAGGUAAUAGCGUAACAUUACAAUGUUCAGCAACUGGCAAACCUACUACUAUUACAUAUACAUGGAAGAAAGACAGUGCUGAUAUCAUCAUAAUUGGUAGAUACAUUCUUAAUGGCGGGUCAUUGACUAUUAGUAAUAGUGUGAGAAGUGACUACGGUAUUUACACGUGUUAUGCUACCAAUGCUAUUGGAGAUGAUACGAGUGAUCCAGCUACA